This is a messenger RNA of Leucoraja erinaceus (little skate), 1852 nucleotides long. It is a transcript of the gene ube2ql1, whose product is annotated as ubiquitin-conjugating enzyme E2Q family-like 1. The record is from RefSeq and is a predicted model, not a curated record. The coding region runs from base 807 to 1670 and encodes 287 amino acids. The transcript has 2 exons. NCBI's taxonomy places the organism in Eukaryota, Metazoa, Chordata, Chondrichthyes, Rajiformes, Rajidae.
ACCUUUUUAACCAAUGCCCUGAAGACCGAGCUGACGCCGAGGAGACAGAGGCUCUUGAGUGUAAAUUGGAACAAGCGCCGUUUUUAUAUGUGUUCGUCCUGGUGAUCCAUAUCGACGUGGUUGACGUAAGUGAGCAGCAGGAACACUGACGUGUGGUCGGUGUGUGUAUUUAUUAAAGCUCUGGAGUGGACGUCAGGUCCGGAGCGCCAGUGAGAGAGUGCAGCUUCGCAGCGGAGGGAGGUUGCAAGCGCUUUAGCGCAAUGACAAGCGUGCAAAGGCCGCCCAGGAGCUGAACAGAGCAGAUCCGAGCCGAGCUGCUGAACACAUCUUCUCUCACCUCCUGCCAAGGAGGCACAGCUCCGGGCCCAGGCUGAACGGAUUAAAAAAAAAAAAGAAAUACGAUAUAUUUCCUGGCCAAAACGAAAUCUUUGUGAUAGUUUUUAAUGCAUUUCGCAAGAUCCGGAGAGAACACGCAGCAGACCUUGGCAGAGCCGCAAAAAAAAAGAGGGAGGAGAGAAAGGAUUGUUAUUUUUUUUGCCAUUGUGUUGCAGCCGGUAGCUGCCAAAGGAGCGAUCAUUUUACCGACCGCGAAUUGACACCGGAGGUCUUCGUUUUUUAAAAGAAACCACAAAACUGAUAUUCCUAAUCCUCCGCGCCUAUUACUGGGAUUCUAAAAAUGACUUCGUUCUGAUGAGCUGCACCAAACAGCAAUCGGAUUGUACUUCGCGUCGAUUGCUUUAGAAGGCUCAGAGGAAGAUCCAGACAGAUCAUAAACCGGCCGCUACUGCAACUCAGCUCGCCUAGAGAUGGCCACCCUACUUCGGAAAAUCGGUCUAAUCCGCCUGCACGACCGAGACACGGAUGGGGCAAAGCACCAGGGCUCUCGCAAGGCCAGCAAGAAGAACGGUGGCAAGCAAUGCAACGCCUCGAGUAACGAGGGCAUCCUGCUGCAAUCCGACCACCACCACCACCAUUACCACAGCAGCAGCAACAGCCACCACCAGCAGCUCCCGCACAGCCACAAGAGGUGCGAGCAGCCCUCCUCCAAGGACGCCAGCAAGGACAAGCAGCAGCCGCAGCAGCAGACCGGCAACAAGGUGCCCCCGGGCGGCAGCAGCAGCGGCUCCGUCCCCGGGCAACCUCCCAACAAGCAGCAUUGCGCUCAGGUCCGCAGCCGCAGGCUCAUGAAGGAGCUGCAGGACAUCCGCAAGUUAACCGACCAUUUCAUCAGCGUGGACCUGGUGGAGGACAACCUCUUCGAGUGGAACGUCAAGCUGCUGCAGGUGGACAAGGACUCGGCGCUGUGGCAGGACAUGAAGGAGACUAACACCGAGAGCAUCCUGCUCAACCUCAACUUCCCCGACAACUUCCCCUUCUCGCCGCCCUUCAUGCGGGUACUGAGCCCCCGGCUGGAGAACGGCUACGUGCUGGACGGAGGGGCCAUCUGCAUGGAGCUGCUGACCCCGCGAGGCUGGUCCAGCGCUUACACCGUGGAAGCGGUCAUGAGGCAGUUCGCGGCCAGUCUGGUCAAGGGGCAGGGUCGAAUUUGCAGAAAAGUGGGGAAGACAAAGAAAGCCUUCACUCGCAAAGAAGCUGAAGCGACAUUUAAAAGUCUGGUGAAGACGCACGAGAAGUAUGGCUGGGUCACCCCCCCUGUAUCCGACGGCUGAGCCACAGAGCUCGCAACGUUUUCCAACCCAAAAACACUUUCAUCCUCUCAGUGCUGUUUACGAUGCAUUCUUUCUAUUUCAGCUUCAAUUAGACGUGGCAACACAAAGGAGACAUUUACAUUAUUUAUGAAAAGAAAUGUUUACGGAUAAAAGCCUGAAGGGAUUUCUUUUUUGGGGGGAGG